Molecule: messenger RNA, 1232 nt
Organism: Beta vulgaris subsp. vulgaris (sugar beet)
Lineage: Eukaryota; Viridiplantae; Streptophyta; Magnoliopsida; Caryophyllales; Amaranthaceae
Exons: 5
Coding region: 211-861 (216 amino acids)
Biological process (GO): maturation of SSU-rRNA from tricistronic rRNA transcript (SSU-rRNA, 5.8S rRNA, LSU-rRNA)
Cellular component (GO): nucleus
Source: RefSeq, a predicted model, not a curated record
ACCUAAGGGGCCAAACCAAAUCAUCACUUUGCCCUAGUCCUAAACUACAUAGGUAUAUAGCCUAUAUGCGAGAAACACUCCAAAAACGCUCACGGUGCCGGUAACCAACUCAUAAAGCAAAUUGAAUUCCUUUAGAACCUCUGGAAUCUGGAACCUCUCAUAUGUGAUACGCAAAGCUCGAAUUGCAGUCUGCAGAAGCUCGUUCCAGUAAUGAAUGACCUGUCAUCCCCGGGCCCAGGGCGGCCGCCCCUCUUGCCCAGGUUUCCGGUGUUAGCUGCAGAAGCAAUUCCACAGUUUCAAGAAGGCAUUUCAUUGGUCUUCUCACAAUGGUGGGCCCUUCAGAUGGCGGUCGAAAAUGGUGGGGGUGGCCCACACUCGCGCGAGAAAUCUCUCGAUUUCUCCUCUCGUAUUUUCGAGUUCUUCCACCAACCUGAUCGCAAAGAACCCAUAUACAUAGAUGAUUUAGAGAAUUUGUUAGUGGAAGGCAUGGAUGCUUUUCAUACCGAUGUCUACGACGGGAGCAUCGAGGAGGUGGCAGAGCAUUUGAUGAUUAUGCAUGAAGAGUGUUUGGGAGGUGACUAUCAAUCAAUUCAGAAAUUAAAGCAAGUGAAACCACUGUCUGGUACUCUUGUAAGAAAGGAUCCGAAUGAUAGUGAUGAUGAUGAUGAUGAAGAAGAAGAUGAAGAUGAUGAGAGCAUAGGGAAUGAUAAGGCAUCAAAUAUGAUGGUGGAUCUACCAGGGUCCUUGCCAAAUACCAAUGCUUCUCAAACUUCGAAGAACAGCAUACACCAGCAGAUGACAGAAGCUGAGGAUGGAUGGACAGUAGUUCCCUCGAGAAAGAGCAAGGGUCGAAAAAAUUAGCUUGGGACAUGAUGAUGCAUAUCAAGAUAUUGGAUGUCCUUUCCGUGUACCCAGUUUUGUUUUCCUUUGUCUUAUAUAGCAUUUAAUAUGAUGUCGAGUGUAUAGUAUUAUCUGGAAGUUGCUAUGUUUUAGUUCUCGGAGCAGGUGCCAGAAAGUAUUUCGCUACUUAGUCUUGCUAAAUUAGUCCACAAGUGUCGGAGUAUACUAUGCAUUCGCAUGUUGAGUAAUCUGGCUUAUAGACUAGUAUAGAAUGAGUUGAAUCGAAAUUAUGAAGAUUUUGCAAGUGAGUGAUUUAUUUUUAUUGGUAAGAUGCUCCUUGAUUAUGGACUUAAUUGCAGUGGUGUUUGGUAUAUAUCAUAUAUGUUGAAUGA